GUUCCCAUGCUACAUGCUCAUCCAUACCGCACCUGUCUUGAACAAUAAUAAAAGCAUUGAUUACUUUAAUGAAUUCCCCAACCAGCAUGACCUCCUUAGUCAACAAAUCAUUGUCUCCCCCACAAAAAAAGAGAGCAAAGAACAAGAAAAAGAAGAGAAAGGAAAGAAAGAAUUCUAAUCAACACUCUUUACUUUGCUUUCCAUGAAAGCCCUUCUCCUCCCAAAUUCCAGGCUUCUCCUCUGUGGUCUCUUAAAAUCUUAUUACUCGAACUCUCCAUGUUCUUGUUGUUCUGUCUUCUCCUCACCUCACCUAGAUAGAUAAUACAACAUCAGUUCAUAAUUAAUAUUUUGCUCAUAUGCUUCUAAGGUAAUCUCUAUAUAGUUUUUCUUUUCCUUUUCUUUCUCAGAGCAUCUCAAUAUCGUUGGUUUUAUGAAAUUAUUUUCAAAUCAAUUCUUACCAUAAUUUUAUUGUAUCACUGUUUCUUCCGCCCAGUUGUGAAAAGAGUUUUUCAGGUUAUUUUGUCUGGACUAGUACAAAUGGUCCAAACGAUUUUCUUCUCACUCUAGAGUGUGUGCAUCAUGUCAGAACAGCUAAUAGCUUAAAAUCCUAUAGUUUGUAAGGCUUGUGAUGGCAUCACUAGGCACCCCAAAAACAUGGAUUCCAUACGUGAACAAUAAAGACUGUUCUCAAGGAUUUUGUAGCUUAUACUGUCCACAAUGGUGCUACAUCAUUUUCCCUCCUCCACCUCCCCUUGAAUUCCUUGAUGACAAUUCAAGUCCAAAAAUUUCUCCCCUUGUCAUUGCCAUUAUAGGCAUAGUGCUCAGUGUUUUCCUUUUAGUAAUUUACUACUCCAUAAUAUCUAAAUACUGUCGAAACAAUGAUCCAGCAAGGAGAAGGGAUGAAAACCAUGGCCAAAAUGAGGAAUUUGAGGGCGAUCACAACCCCUCUCUCCAUGAGCCUUGGCAUGCUGCAACAACUGGCUUGGAUGAGGCUCUUAUAAGGUCCAUCACAGUAUGCAAGUACAAAAAGGGAGAUGGUUUGAUUGACGGGACAGAUUGCUCAGUUUGUCUCAGCGAGUUUCAAGAAGAUGAGAGCAUUAGGCUUUUGCCUAAGUGCAGCCAUGCUUUCCAUGUUCCUUGCAUUGAUACAUGGCUCCGUUCUCACUCGAAUUGCCCACUGUGUCGUGCCAACAUCGUUUUCUUUAGUGCUUCCCCGUCUCAACUGCCUCCUCCAGUGACUGAAACUCCUCAAGGCAAUGAAUCUUGGCAAAAUAGCCAAGGAUCCGACGACAAUGUGGCUGCUACACAAGGCACGGAAAGGGUUGCCAGAGAUGAGCAAGUGAUGCAGAAUCCUGCUGGGGAUCCGAAGACUCCGUUGCGCGUAUUUAGUGAUUUGGGAAACUUGGAAGAGAGAGAUACCAUAAUUGAGAUGCGAGAUAUUGAUGGGUAUCAACGCAUAAGGAGAUCAGUUUCAAUGGAUCAUCCCUGUCAAUGCGACGCUUCUGUCGCUGAUAUUUUACGCAUGAAUCAGGAUGGAGUCGUUCGAGUAGAAGACCGUUCAGGAGAUGUUGGAUCAUCAAAACAUUCAGCAGAAGACAGCAGAUUCACGUCUAGCAACAGAAGAAGAGUCUUGCAGUGUGUGCUUAAUCCCGUUACCAUGAAGAGAUCAUUUUCAAGCGGAAGAUUCUUUCCCACCGGCCAUGGAAGAGUAUGUGAUGCCGCUAGUCCUGUUUAAACGGAGAAACUCCGAUUUUUUUUUUUUUUUAGAGAGGAAAUUGUUAUUAGAAUGAUGAAGAAAUACAAGAAUUAUCGACGGUCAUGAUUUCCAUUAAUCAAUGUUAUGAUAAAGCUAUGUAAGUGUGAGAAUUGUGUUCCUCUAUAUAUAAAAUUGAUGAGGGAUAUCAAUGUUUCUCGCAAAUUUUGUUCUGUCAGCAUUUUGUUUGUUCUGCAUGAGGGAUAUGCAGAUGUUUUCAUCUAUUUGGUAA
This is a messenger RNA of Populus euphratica (Euphrates poplar), 1985 nucleotides long. Its product is annotated as RING-H2 finger protein ATL52-like. Bases 629 to 1735 code for a protein of 368 amino acids. Gene Ontology annotation, biological process: protein ubiquitination. Gene Ontology annotation, molecular function: transferase activity. The record is from RefSeq and is a predicted model, not a curated record. The transcript has 2 exons. NCBI's taxonomy places the organism in Eukaryota, Viridiplantae, Streptophyta, Magnoliopsida, Malpighiales, Salicaceae.